Molecule: messenger RNA, 42607 nt
Organism: Pocillopora meandrina
Lineage: Eukaryota; Metazoa; Cnidaria; Anthozoa; Scleractinia; Pocilloporidae
Source: the annotation of a GenBank genome assembly
AUGGCUACAGUCUGGGGGAACGAGGACGUAGCCUGCUACUUCACCACGAAGCAUUCGUGGCGCGGAAAGUAAGUUAACACUUUUGCUCAUUAGAUCGAUCGCCGCUGGCAUGGAGGCUUGCUUAUCGCGCGUUUCAACAUUUCAUAUCCAGUUUUCUGACUCUUUUGCAAACCUAUGUUCUCGUUAUCACUUGCAGAUACAAGAGGAUCUUCUCCAUUGGAACGAAAGGAAUUACAACGUACAAUCCGUCUAACCUCGAGGUCACAAAUCAGGUAUCCUCAAACCCCCAUCUCCUUACCCCUGUUUGUAACAGUGUACCUCUUUUUCCGCAAUGAGGUCAUUUUGUUCCGGAGAAGCACUACAACGCAAAUGGUAGAGAGUUAAUUUUUUUUCAGCGUUUAGUCUCAUAGACUGUCUCAAGAUCUUUUCAGUUUCAUUUACUACAAAAGUUAAUAAUCGCGGCGUCAUCAAAAUGUGAAAUAGAAAGUCACUUUAUUUUUUACAAUGUUACUAAUAAAUCGGCUGAUCAUUUAAAAAAUCGCGUUAUUUUCCUAUAUUAAUUAUUCCAUUGCACAGAAGAAAAUUUUCAAAGAUCAAAACUUUUUAAUCAGUUUUGUUUUAUGGCAAUCAGUAUUAGCAAAUACGACGUACAUGUAGAGUAAACUUCAGUCUUUGUAUCCAGUAUACAGUAGUUCUCAUACAUUAUCACAUCUUACAACAAUGCCUCUUACAGCUUAUAGAAAGUGAAACCGUUCUAUUAUUUCAAUUUCCAAGUGCAACAGAAAGUUAGCACAAUGUAACACCUUAAGUGUCCAUGAAUGAUGAAUUACAUAUGCAUCUUCUGUGUUUGCUUUUGUUUUAUGAUCAUGAAUUUGACCCCAACAAGUGACAAGCAUCUAAUAUCUCCUUACAAUAUCACCCCUGAAUCAAACAUUAAGUUUAUGAGAAUAAAGGAAAUAAUCACCAGUUAAAGAAGCUCUUGAUUGUUAAACAAAUUCUCUUGGUCAACACCUUGGGAAAUGUAUAGAGAACAGUUUUUAGAAUAAGUAUACUGAUGUGAGGAUACAAAGAGUUAAUGGGCUGGUUGAAUAAGCCAUACUGGAAUGGUUGUAGUAGUAUAAUUAACUCCAUCCCAACAUAAUAUGACCCAAGUCAAUCUGGUGCAGCUUGAUCAGGUCCUGGUGCAAUUCACAUGUAACGUAAGCCCUUUCAAUUCCAGCAGUAAUCACUGGGUAGUUUCUCUUUACAAUAAUGAUACAUUUUCUGGCAGAAUGAUGACGAGAAGUAAGAAAAACAAUCAGGGAAAACUGUUAGUAAAAGUGGUGUGAGCACUCGCCUCCCUUUAUUGUGCCUCAGGUCUGAUUCCCAGCCUGGUGUCAAUGUGGGUAGAGGUUGUUGUUGGUUCUCAUCCUUGUUCUAAGAGUUUUUGACUGGGUCCUUUAAUUUUCCUCCAUCCACAAAAAUCAACCUUUCAAAUUCCAAUUCAACCAGUAACAGUGGACAAGAGGAGCUACCUCAUGGAAUGUUCACUGUGAAAUCUCAUCUCAAUAACUUCAGUUUCUUUUAACCCUUUAACUCCCAAGAUCUGAUUGUUAAUUCUCCCCUCCAGCUUUUACACAAUUUCUGACAAAUAAGUUACUAUUAUUGGUAUAAGAUUCAGAUGACAACUUCUACUCAAUAAGUUUGGGUAUUAUCUUUCGCCUUUUGCUGGAUAAUGUAUGGAUAUUAUAGGGAGAAGUUUCAUGUUAGUCACUUCUGGGAGUUAAAGGGUUAAUUAGAAACUUACCCUUCUUUAUUAAUGUGUGCAAUAUGAGUCCUUCUUUUGACCAGCUACCUGUUUUUUUUUUUUCAGUGGGCAUACAAUGACUUCUGUAGAAUUGCACCAAGUGCAAAGGCUCCUAGUGAGCUGAUCAUAACUAUGAAGAAAAGUAAGUUGCAGAGAAAUGAACAUGCUAAGUGUAUUAUCCUGUGUAGAGUAAAAAUUUCGCAGGUUAUUAAAUUUCAGAGAAAAAGAGUUCAAACUCUGGUAAAAUUUAUUCUGCUAAAAUUUCUACAUGCAAGUCAAGCACUGAUUUGUGUGGUAUUCAGCUUCACUUGAAUUUUCUCAAAAGUGCAUGUUUGACUCAUUUCAUUAUGAAAGUGGAAAUGAAUGUUUUUGGUUUAUGUUCAUGUUAAGUUCAGUCUUUAGACAUGUUUACAAGAAGUACUGCACGUUUACAUUGCCAAAAUUUCAGCAAUUUUAAAUGUAACACUCUUUUCUACUACUGAAAAGGUCAAUCUAUAAAGUGUAGGUGUUAUUUUGAGAUGAGAUUUACUUCGCACAGUGUAGUUAGAAGUAGUGAUAAAUAAAAUUUGGUUCAUUGUGUUUAUUUUCAGCUGGUGCAAGUAAAAAGAUCCAGAGUAUGACAUUCUCCACAGAGCACAGGGCUGAUCUUUUGACAGAGGCUCUUGUAAGUUAAAUGAAGAGUAGUUCACUCUGAUUUGGCUGUAAUACUUUCAAAGUGUAAACAAUUUGUCUUAUAGUAAGUAAAUUUGAAAUUGUCUGAAUCAUUUUUACAGAGAUUUCGUAAAGAGUUCUCAGACUUCAAAGCAGGAAGUGAAGUGGUAAGUUUUAAGUCAAAUAUGUUCUAGAAUCAGAUUUUUCUUUUUGGAGCUGUGAGUGUCCAGAACCCUUUGUUGGGUGUUGGGUUUGGGUUGUCAAGAAGGGGGAGGGGAGGAGGGGGAGGGGAGGUGGAGUGGAAGGAAGGAGAGAGAAGGGAGGGAGGGUUAUAAUGAGUAGUGCCUGAAAAAUACAUCAAGUUGAUCUUAUUUUGACUAUUUUUCACAUAGCAGUGUCCAGAAUCCCUUUGAUAUGGUUACCAAUGUGCAAAACAAAUUGGCCAUGUUAUUGGGGUGACCAUGUUACAGUUACAUUUUUUUUAAAGACAAAGGGCGGUAAUUAGAAAUAUAUGGCAUUCUCACUACCUGAACUGUUCUCUUCAUUAAACAACCAGAAUCUAGAUAUAUGUGUAGUAACUGUAAAAAAUUCUUAAUCUUUACUGCUAGCUUCUCCUUUCAAAUUGUCUUAUAUUCCUUUUAUAAGAAACAGAGAGAAGUUAGGCUGUAUGAAAAAUCACUUGUAGUGUUUUAGAGAGCUCCCAAGUUGUAAAUAAUUUUCUGAAAAUUAUAUGAAGUUAUGUUGUGUGCAAGAUCAUUUUAAUUAAUAUGUAAUUUCAGCGUUUCAAUGGAUACAAAUAUCAUUGGAGUGACACAAGGCUGCCGAUAGUGUUAGAGGUAAAAGAAACACAUUAGUUAAUACUUGACUUAAACCUCUUGCUGCUACACAUUUUCUUUUAAAUUAGUCAUGAGAAUUUGUUGCUAGAUCAAGAUAACAUCUGCUAGAUAGGUUUAAGUAUUCUCAUUUCCUGUUAAUUGGAUAAUGUAUGGAGAUUAGAGGGAGAAGUUACAUGUUAAUCAGUUCUGAGAUUUCAAGGGUUAAACGUGAUUUACUACCUGUAGGUUACACCUUGUUCUUUGGACCAAAUUGAUCCUACAACAAGAGAAAAGCUGUGUUCAUAUGAUUACAAGGAUUUGGAGGGUGUUGUGCAGGUCAGUGUAAUGUAAAACAAACUUUUUAUUGAUAUAAUGUACAUGUACCACUCCUGUACUUCAGUAGGGGUCUAUGCUCAAUUUAACCCUUUAACACCCAGAUCAAAUUUGUAAUUCUCCUUACUGUCAACCAUACAGUUCUUAUAAUGUUAUUUCUGAGAAUUUAGUAUUGGAUCAACUAAGUAUCCCCAAAUUGAUAUAUUUCUUUGUUCUCACCACUUAUCUGUUUGAUAUUGUAUUGAUAUUGUAAGGAGAAAUUCUGUCUUGGUCACUCAUGGGAGUUAAAGGGUUAAGGAUUUAGGUGUCAGGAAAAAAAACACAAAAAACAAAAGCAAACAAAAAAUAAAUUUUUCUGUUCACAAUCAUUUGUGCUUUCCUCAAUGUAAGAUUUAACCCAAAGCACUAGAAAUUAAAAUGUAAUAGCUUGCCAGAUGAACACCCAACACAGGUCACCAAAUUACUGAAUUUUACAGAAAAUUUUUUGGACAAAUUUUCUGGCCAAAUUUUGUCUUCCUCCCUUGGCGACCAGAAAUUUAUGGGUUGCAGCUUGAAGCACAUUCAGAAUGAGGCAUAGUACAUGUCAAAUUUGUUGACUAAAGAUCCCUUUUUUUAUUAUUCUCUAGGUGUCAGACUAUCCUGGUGGAAUUGCCAUUGUUUAUGGUGGUUUCAGUAGACUUGUAAGUUGCAUUGUAUCUUAAUGGUGACAAUAAUAGAUUUUGAAAAUUUUUAAUGCUGUGAGAAUUUCUCCCAUAGUCUAUUCUACAAGUUCAAUGGACAAGAAAGCUUUUCUCCAUCUUUUUGAUAUUUUUGUUACAUUUCAGCAUCUCUUUGCACUGGAACAGAGAGAAGAGUUAAUGAAGAAAAUGUCAGAAUAUGCAAUGGCACAUGUUGGAGUUGCAAUCAAGUGCGUAGAGUUGAUUUACAUGUUAUUGAUAGCAAAUUGGAAAUUAUGAUUAAUUAUAACUAGUCUUUGAUGUCUCCCAAGAGUUGACAGAAUUUAAACACCAAAGACAACCCUGUGUAUUUUCCUGUUACAGUCAUGAAUUCUUCCUGCUACUGUUUUUUCACUUUGCACCACACUGUAUUUUUCCAAUGGAUUGAAUCUUGUUUUACAAUUAUUUCAGUAUAUGAAUAGGUUUCUUUUAACACGAGUUGAAACUCUUUUACUGAAAGUAGGAGAAACCAUAGCAGUAAUAUACACGUCUAUCUUUGUCCUUUCUACAGACAGAAAAGUAAGCCUAUAACAUUUGAGCAAUUUCAAAGCCACAAAUUUGGAAAAUUUAGGUAAGUUGAAUGUUACAUUUUUAGUUAAGUUUAUUACCACUUGCAAAUGUGUGAUUGACAGUUUCACACACACCCUGUGAAGUGAUGUGGAAAUCCAAACUUCUUUCCACCUACUUUUCAGGCAUUUUGAUGAGAUGGUAUAAUCACAUUAUGUACUAGUAAGAUUAUAUCAGCACAGUGUUUUUACAAGAUAUUGGGUUAGUGUGGGAGAAGUAGCUGUGGCUGAAUGGCCUACUUGGCUUGAAUUAAGACUUUACCAUUUUCACUUUUAAUACAUAUUUUUCCACAGUGAAGAUGAGCACAUCACAUCCAUAGCUGAGUUCAAAGUUCAGAAAAUUUCACCCAGACAUCAUGUAAGUGUUCAAUGAUAAUGACCAAAAAUUAAACCUUUGAAUGACAUUAUGUGACUUGUCCACAUUUAAAUUAUUUAAUUGUGUUAACUCUCUAACAAUUUCAAUUGUGCUAAGUUCUUUUCUUUUGUUUACAAAAGGACUUCAGGUACAAUUUUACUAAGUUUGAACAAUUGUGGUGACCAUUUCAUUUGAUAGAUGAUUUUUAUGGUUAAGAUUUAAUUUAUUCAUAGUUUUUUAAUCAAUCCUUUACACCCUAAUAUCAGUAUCCACAUUCUCCAUACUCUUCUCUAUACAUUUCCUUUGGUACUGACAAGGAGAAUUGUUUAACCAUUUAACUCCCAUGAGUGACCAAGACAGAAUUUCUCCUUACAAUAUCAAUACAAUAUCAACCAGAUAAGUGAUGAGAAUAAAGAAAAAUAUCAAUUGGGGGAUAAUUAGUUGAUCCAACACUAAAUUCUCUGAACUAACAUAGAAAGAAUUGUAUAGUUGACAGUGAGGAAAAUUACAAAUUUGAUCUGGGAGUUUAACAAUCAAAGUUCCCUGCAUGUAAGUUGGUGAUCAUUUCCCUUAUGCAACAUGAUCUCAAUUAAUGACUCAGCACUGUAACUGUAAGGAGAAAUUAGAUACUGGUCACUCAGGGUAUAAUGGGUUAACCAAAUCAAUUUAAUUUUUUGACAAUGAUAUUAAAGGUAAUAUAUGAUGUGACUUUCUUUUACAGGAUCCUGUUGUUCGCACAUUGUGUCUAUCAGAGACAUGCAUGAUAGAAAGAGACCCUGCAACAUACAUUAUUGUGAGCUGUCAUCCCCUCUCUGAUGUAAGUUUCAAAUGUAAAGUUUCUUCUCACUUCUGUGAUCUGGGCACAAAUUCUUCCAACAAGUGAUGUACAUGUAUAAUUGUCAAUUUUUCUUUUAUUUUCAGGUAUUUGCCAUCAUCCGUUCAAAUGAUAAUCCUCAAAUGUUCACCAUAGAGUUUGUCCGUGGAGCAACAAAGAGGUUCAUGUCAACUGAAAGGUAACCAGUCAAGAAUAUGUACAGUUGUUGUACAUGUAUGUAACUCUUUACUUCUAAGAUCUUAACACUCCUUAUCAUUAUUAUUGGAAACUAGAAUGAAAGAAUUUGAAUUUGUUUAAUUUUCUUGCAGGGACUCACUGUUGGCCAGUCUGCUUGAUGGAGUUCGUGCCAGCGGCAACAGGGAUGUCUGUGUCAAAAUGAAACCUACCAUUAGAGGUUUGCCACCAUUCAUAACAUACAUGUAUAACUUGUACCUAAAUUGUUCUCAUGUGUAAUGGUCCACUUGUGUGUUUUGGUGUGUAAAUGUCUUUAUGGUGGUGUGUAAAUGCAUGCAUGUGUGUAAUCAAACAAAAACAUUAGCUACAGAAGGUGUCUGCAAUUCCUACUGACUACAGAUGCAAAACAUGCAUUCUGCACAUCAGCACAUGCAAAUACUCGUAACAAAAAGUGUAAACAAGAGAGGAUAAAUUGCGUGCUCAUUUAUAUGACACAGAUUCAAUCUGUUGGAACUCUUGAAUUGUGCACUGAGAUAAAGUGCACAUAAUAAGAAGGAAGACUUCCAACACUCCAAAUUCCAAUUUGAUCUGGAAGCAGAAGACAAGAAGAGCCAUCUAGAGGAAGUCCAUCAUUAAAUUCCAUUCAUUUAUUUUUUACUCAUUUCUUUAUUCUAAAUUAAUAUAAAUACAUGAAAAUUUGUAGAAUAUUUAUUAUGAACUCUUCUGUUGUUCUUCUGUUGUACAGGUUUUAGAUUUGCACCAGUCAUUUCAACUGUGGAUGAGGAAGUUGAAAGUCAACAUCUCAGAUUUCUUGCAGUUCCUCCAGGUACAUGCUGUCAUGUUUGCGAGCAAAAAAGCUAUCCAAAACUGAGACGAUAUCAUUCAAUACCACUAAUUUUAGAUCAACUGUUGCCUAGAAAGUAAAAAAAUGACUUUGGUGCAAAAUAAACACUUGUAACUUUAAUUGGAGCUAACCAUUAAUUUUAUCCCUAGAUAAUUCUGUUAUGACUUGUACAUAUGGAAUCAUGUAGGGUUUCCCAACAGAAAAGCCAUCACUUUUUUCCAUGUACCUACUGUUCAGUGUAUUUUCCUAUCAAUGUGUCCUGACUUCCUCUCCUGACAAAAUGUUUUUUUAACUUUUACUGAUAUUUCAUCAUGAUUACCUUUUUUUAGCAAAAUCUGUAAUCAGUUUAAAUUUCCCUCUUUUCUUUCAUACAGCCACAUUUGCAGAAGCAGUAGAAAGAUUUAACAGCAAUAUUCCUUACAAUGGAUUGCUCCAUGCAGUCACACAAGAUGUAAGUACAGUGGGUCACUCAGUGUCACCUUUUGUCUCAGUCUCCUCUUUUGUGACCAACUCCUUUUUUUUUCCUAGUCUUAAACUAUCUAUUGUUUGUAUUCUCUGCAGGGGCUGUUUGCUGAAAACAAGGAAAAGCUCAUAACAGGAGCAAUCACUGCUCUUUUAGCAAUGGAAGGUGAGACACCCUCCCAUAUGAUGUGUAUAUCAUAUAAAAAAAAAUUGUUUUUCAAUGAGUACUUAUUAUUUACUUAAUCAAAAUUUUAAAAAUUCUGGAACUUCAUUGGUUAUCACCAGCCUGGUUUGAGCACUAAUACGAUGGUGUACACGUGAUGCUUGUAAUAGGACAGUUGAUACAUCAUGCCUGUGUAAGUGGACAGUACAUGUCAUGAGUGUGUGCUGUUGAUGUGCAUUCUACCAAGUUAAGUUUUGUUUUUUUUUUUUAAAUGAAUAAUCUAGUUUCUCUCUCAAAUUUUGUCAUAAUUUUGAUUAAUUGGUAACAGGACUUCAUUCCAUCCAAUUCUGUUCAUAAUCAUACAUGUGAUUAACAAAUUGGACUCCUGCUUUGUGGCUGUACAAUUUUAUUAAUCACUCGUAUGAUUACAGACUGAAUUGGACUCCACUUAGUCCUACUACUGUUAUUAAUUGAAUUCCACUUAGUCCUAUCACCAUUACAUACCUUCUAAAGGUUACACUGUUUCAAUGAACAUGUUUUUACUAGGUGAUCAGAACACCAUCUCUGUAGAAGAUUUAGAAGGACAGUUUCAAGCCAUUCGCAGACUUGUUGCUUCAAAAGCAGGAUUUGAAGCCUUCACAACUCUACCCAAGUAAGAUUAUCUUUAGUUAUCAACUUGUUUUGAUAUAUUAUGGAACUUUUGAAACAUGUAUUUUCUGACAAAUGAAAGAGCUAAAGUACCCCUCACAUGUACCGCAGCAUUACAUGCACUUGAUGCAAGUGCAAAUCCCAAGCACUGCACACCUGCAAUGCACUAACUUGCAUGUCACCACAUUCACCUAAGUGCGGGAAAAAUGCUUGCAUGUUAGUAUGAAAUGGAUGUAAAAAAACAUGAAAUCAAUCAACUCGAACAUUAAAUUGCAUGCACUGAGACAAAAGUGGUCAUGACAAGACACAGAUUGGAUUCAAAAUUCUUUGUACUGUACAAAGCUGAGUUGUUUGACUUUCUGUGCAGAAGUAGAGAAGAAACAAUGAUUUCAAACUGCAUCAAUUAUGCUCCUAUUUAAAAUUUAGGACCAACUUUGUAUGAUUAUAAAGACAAUGCAUGCAGUAACUGUUAUUCAUGCACAGAUAAAUUCCAGUUAUUAUCAAUGAUAAUUAUACUUUACGGCAUUUAAUGUGUAACAGGUUCAGAGACAAGCUCGGAGUGAAGGUUGUAAAAGCUCUGAAAAGGAAUGAUGAUGGAGUCACACAUGCUGCUAUUGAUAUGCUCUGUGCUUUGAUGCAGGUGAGAGCAGAUUAAGUUGUUAUUUCCUACUGGCUGGGUUAAAAAAAAUAAGAGGAAAAUGUCUGGGUCAAGUGAAUUUUUGGCAGGAAAAUGUUUUUGUUCCAUCUGUGAUAACUAUAUAAUUCUUUGAAUUUUAUAUUUUUUCAGCCCAUGCACGACAAUUAUGACCUCAGACAGGAACAGAUGAAUAAGUCUUCACUUGUGUCAUCCAGGAAAUUCCUUGGCACGUUGUUAGAUAUCUUCACUACACAUGUAGUAAGUGCCUUACACUUUUCAUCAGUCAGUCCUUUCUUGUGCAUCUAUGCACCUAAAGGCCUCUGCAUGAGAAUGCUAUGAAUUUCUGCCAGAUGCCAUUCGGUCAAGCUGCUACCAUGUCCAACCUCUAUCCCUUAUUUCCCCUUCUACAGUUCUCUUUCAAGUUUUCUUGGGGUAGACUCUCUUUCAUUGGCCAUCAGGAGUCCAUUGCAGGGUGACUCUGGGCAUUUCUGAUGGCAGCAUUCAGAGCACAUGCCCCUCAUCCAUCAGACUCUGCAUGAACUUUUAUCACAACUGUGAUUUAACAUUGAAUUCUUUCCAUGAUAAACAGUUGCUCUUCAAAUUUCAGGGCAUUAAAAACCUUCCCCCAAUGUAUUUGUGUUGAUAAAGCCUCCAUAUUGUCAGAAAUGGAAGCAUUCUGACUCUUAUUGUGUUAUUUCUUUUUCAGAAUAGAAGCACAGGGGCUCUUGUUGUUAGUUCACUUUUGGACUUCCUUACAUUUGCAUUGUGUCCACCAUACAGGUACAUCUAACAUUUUUCAAUCAGUUGCUACAAGCAGUAUUUCUGCCCAUAAUCAUAUAACCAUUACAUUUUUCUCAAAUAUGAUUGAUGCCUCAGUUGGUUUUUUCCCCUAAUAAUUCUGUAAAGUUGUAAUUGGACAGUUAGCUGUAAUUGAACACCUGUAAUCAGACAAUUAAAGCAGCCAAUCAGACAGUGGCCACCCAGCUAAAUCCACCAAUCACAAAAUUGAUUACAAUAAUCAUGGCAACAGCCACUUCCCUAAAAAACUGGAGAAUUUUCAAAAUGGUGAAGUUAUUAAUUUUACUCCAGGAAAUGUUUUGGAUAUUAAUGAAUACUGAAAGCCCUUUCUCAAAGGAAUGUUAUUGUUUGUUUCAGAUAAUUAUUGUUAGUAGUGGUUAUGAUUCAUUGGCAGCAGGACUUAAUGUUGUCCAAUUCGGUCUGUAAUCAUACUCUUUAUUAACAAAUCCGACUCCUGCUUCACAGUUGUCACAUUUUGUAAUCACUGGUACAGUGUAUGAUUUCAGACCAAAUUGGACUCCUCUCAGUCCUAUUACCUUUACUACUGUAGUCAUUUAAGGACUCUUGUCUUGAUUAAUCUCACAACUAUUUUUACUUGUCCUUUUAGCGAAACCACAGAAGGAACACAGUUUGACACUUUGCUGGAAAUGGUUGCAGACCUUGGGCGAAAUAUUUUUAGGCUUUUUCAGGUAUAUUCAUGCAGAGUGUAAUUCAUUCAAUAUUGGGGGAGAUUAUCACAAUGAUAAUCUUGUCUCAUGGCUAAAAUAGAGAGUUUUGGACUGUGGUAUACACAUACAUGUACCUCACAAAUUUUGAUCAGUGAACAAUGAUGGUUCUAUCUCAGACUAACUAAAAGCUCUUAACACUAUUUCAAUCCUUUAGCAUCCAUCCAUGGCAAUUGUAAAAGGAGCUGGCAUGGUUAUGAAAGCUGUCAUUGAGGUAAGUGUUAAAACUUUUGAGUAUAAGAUUGAUUUGAAGAUACUGUUCCUCUAAAUGUAGCCCUGCUCACAUUUUACAUCUGAAAAGAACUUUGUUUUACAAAUUUGUUGUUUAAGAUGGAAACAUGUAGAAAAUAUCACCCAGUCUGCGACUCUAAGAACGUAUUGGCAUGUAAAUUAUUACAGUAUGAUUUAAAUGGAGUUAAUUGUUCAGAAAGUUAUUAAGAAGGAUGAGGUAAGACUGUCCCCUUCAACUAUUUAAGUUUAAAGUUUUUGUAACAUGUCUGCUACAGGAAGGAGAUUCAGAGAUUGCAGCGAAAAUGCAGGAUCUUGCUUUGGCGGAGGGAGCCCUUCCUAGGCAUCUUCACACAGCCAUGUACACACAAAGCACAGACAGUAGGCUACUCACAAACAGGUGAGAUAUGCAAAGAAAAAUGUGAUUCAUUUGUCUCAAGAGUUGGACAAUGAUUAAACCCGGGUCCUCCACAAGGAAUCUGACCUCUAACUUUCCAUUCCCAUGGUGAGAUGCUCUUCUACUGAGCUAGCUUAAGAGAACUCCUUGUUGAGCCUGGCCAUGUUAGUACAUACACCACAUGUUUAUAUGAGACAAGUGUCCUACAAAUAGUUAAGAUUGGCAAUUUGGCAGUUUAUGGCCUAGGAUAGUGCACCAAUGAAUUUUCUGUAGCACUGCGAUAGUGCUUCAGAGGGAAAAAUUGGAAGGUCUGAUGCUUAGAUCCUUUGAAGGAACUCAGAUUAAGACGAAGUAUAAAGUUAAUUAUCACUGUGUGUGAAUUUUAGAAACAACUUAUGCUCAAUGUUACCUUUGUUGCAAACAGUGCAAACCUGUAAUAUUUGACAGGGCAAUCUUGCGCAUGAUUCUUCUGUUGAAACUGCAGGGAUAUCAGAACAGGUGUUUUCGUGCUGGAAUUCUUUAACCAAUAGAUAUACUAGCCCCGUGCUCCUGUAACAUUUGCACAUACAUUUGUCUGUUCAUGCUGUUUAUGUUUAAAAUAAAAUUCCACUUUCAGGAAUUCUUGAUAAUAAAAUUUAGUUGAAUCAUUUGAAAAUUCUUAGAAAACUAAACUACUGCAUGUUGUUUCCAAAAUAUUGUGUUAAAUUUGACAAAAAAACUAUUUCUAUCAAAACAAACUUACUAUAACUUAAUUUGAAGAUGCAUGUAAGUGUAUAUCACAUAUAACAGAUAUAACAUUGUUUAAAUAACAUUACUUGUCAUAAAUACAUAUUUUUCCUUCGAAAGACACUCACUUUGUAUGCCUACAGAAGUGAGUUGGGUAGGAAGUACUUGUAUAAUUGUCUACUGUGCGUGUGAUAUGGAUUUUGCCUUGUGGUUUUUACAAUUAAAAGUUUGUAGUUUGCAAUUUUGUUUUCAGUUUGUAAUCUUCAAAUUGGAUCUUUCCUUUACUGUGCAUUUUGAAAUUUAAACCAGUAUAGUUAUAAUGCAUGCAAAUACAGUUUUAGAUCAAAUGUACUGUUUAUGUCUGAUGAGUCUUUAGCUCUAUGAUCAGCCUUAAUUAACUUAUAGGGAGAAUUUCUUCUCCUGGAAAAGAAGCUAGUUCAGUGUAGGUGACUCCCCAACAUAGAAUUUACUUUUACUCUUGGGAAGAGAAUAAGAUUGUGAGAGUGAUGUAAAUGUAUCUUGUCCAAGAAAGUAACUCAGCUGUCCUUACCAGAAACUGCACCCAGUUCUCUAAACAUGACUCAGAGGCAGAGGCAUCUCAUGCAAAAAAUUAACUUAAUGAUAACAAUGAUGCUGUAUAAUUUUUAUCCAGCACCAAUGUUAUUGUUAAGUUGAUUUUUAUUUUGUUGAGAAUUUCCUCCUGUUGAAGUGGCUUGAAAAAAAAUGUAGUUUCAACUCCUUUUUCUAAUCCCAUGACCCCAUAGAUUGAAAUUAUUUUUAAAAUAAUAAAACAGGAAUGCCGCAAGGAACUGCACUCAAGCAAUUCAAUUAGAUUUAGUGGUCCCGACCAAAAACAGCACUUUCCAAGAUAACGCGACAAAGCUAUUUAACAAUUUACCGGAAUCUACUAUAAACUGUAAAGAUUAUAGAACCUUUUUAAGAAUUUCAAGGAAUUUUUUAUGUAAUAGAUUACAGAGUGAUUAGUUAGUUUUACUUUAAUUUCUAUUCUGUUAAUCCUACUUCUACUUUUAAUUGCAUAUUGCAUAAUUUGUGAAAUAACCUAAUUUGAUUUUUUUUUUUAAAAAUUUGAUUUUUUUAUUUUGAUUGUAAUUGACACAUUUUCACAGGGAAGAGCCACCUGGUGGAUCUGUUAAUUAACCAUUAUUAUUAUUAUUAUUACUAUUAUUGUUAUUAUUAUUAUUAUUAUUAUUAUUAUUAUUAUUAUUAUUAUUAUUAUUAUUAUUAUUAGUGUCCGAUUUGUCCAUAUGCAAUGUAAUAUCAACCCUGAAUCAAAUGGUAAGGUCACAAGAAUAAAGUAAAUAAUCAUAAACCGAGAAGCUCUUGAUUGUUAGACAAAUUCUCCUUGUCAGCACCUUAGGAAAUGUAUAGAGAACAGUAUGGAGAAUAUGCAUGCUGAUGUUAGGGUGUAAAGAUAUCAAACAUUACCAGUAUUACUCAUAUUAGUUUAUCCUGUGCUAUGCUCUUCUUUUGAUGAUGUAUUGGGGUUUUUUCACCCACAGGCAGCUCAGCAGACAUUUGGUAACCCUGUGGGUGACUGGCCAUCCGACUGCGAUGGGUCUUCUGAAGAGGAUCAUGGUAAGAGUUUUCUUUAUAGGUUAAAUAGUCUGGGAACAGUGUCUCAUUGGCCAUAUGGCAGAAGCUGAGACUAACCCGCAGAGCAUGCGUGAAGUUUGAGGAGCGAGUGCACAGUAUUUUCCUGGUGAAAAUUAUAGCUGGCAUCAUCUUUGAUUUUUACAGCAGUGGAAGGCUGGGGAAAGUAAUAAUUUUGUACCAAGUGGCUGAGCAAUGGUCUAAAGGAAGGAGAGGGGAUGGGUGGGGUAAUAGGAAUCGUCUUUCCCCUACCCCCAUCGUCCACUCCAACUAUAAAUCAAACAUGGCUAACCGUAUAAACGAUCAUGAACUAGUGACGCUAACUUGCCCGAACGAGACGCAGACUUUAACAGGGUCAUCUGUCCGCAUGCGUCAAUUAUCUUAAGUCUCAUUUCUACCAAGAUUAGUCUUAGUCCACGAGUAACUGUGCACUGUAUGUGAACUGUACUUCAUGUACAGAGAGCCUUAGUGACGAGCUUCUGAUGUGAUUUUACUUAUGUCCAUUUCAGCCUGCGGGUCUAAUGAACUAUCUUGAAUCAGAGGAGAAGGUUAGAUUUCUUUUGUUGAAUAUUGCAUAUGUUUAGUUUUAGAUAUCUGUUGUGUAUGUAAAUCAUCAUUGAAGAUGUUGUGGUAUGAGUUCUUUUUCCACCCCUUUAAUUCCAAACCCUCGUCAAUAUUGUUUGUAAUUCCUCUCACUCUCUGCCAUACAAUUCUUAUAAUAUGAGUUUGAAGAAUUUGGCAUUGAAUCAACUAAUAAUCCCCCAGUUGAUAUGUUUUUAAAUCUCAUCACUUGUUUACUUGACGCUGUGCUAAUAGUGUGAUGAGAGAUCCUGUCUUGGUCACUCAAGGAAUUGAAAAGGUUAAGAGAGGGUGUAGGAAUGAAUGAAAUUUGCAACUUAAUGUCACCAUCAUCUUUUUAAAUACAGGUCCCAGAAGUGGAGUUAGAUAAACUGCAUGUCAGAGACAACGUCAAACUUGCUGAGGUAAACAUAAAAAUGUUUUUAUACCAAGACAAUAUACCUGUUUGAGAUCUGACUUCGUUUGAGCUCUGAUGUGAAGGCAAAAAAGAUGUCAUUAUUUUUUCAUAAGUGUGCAACAAAGCAAAGAACAGCAAAGGAAGGAAAGUCUGAGACAGUCAAAAUUGAUGUUCUGCUACUGUGUUACAGAUUUUUUUGCUGUGUGCUCAGCCAUAUACUACAGUAGGUUUAUGUGACAUUUUCAUGCGUUUGAAAUUUUUUUGUUUGGAAUUGCUGUUUAAGGAUUCUUCCAAACCCAAGAAACAUCAGUACCUUGUGCAACUGGAUGUUGUGCUCACUCACUGGAGGACGAAAAUGGGACUGAAAUCAAAAGAAGUAAGAUUUAAAUUCCGUUUUCUUAUGGAACUUUCCUAAGUACUAACAGUUACUAUUGUCUGGUUAGAUCACAGUGAUUAAAUAUAAAUAGCUUAGGUGAAAGAGUGAAGGGGAAUUGUUAUAAAAGCCUGUUAAAAGGCUCGUUUCAGGAUUUCACCUUGCGGCACAGCCUCCUAUUACAACAUCAGGAGCCACUCAUGGUAAAAGUUAUCAAAACCCCUGCAAUGAAGUGGGUGCUUGAUGGCAACAGAAGUGUAGAGCUCAUUGAUGAUGGAGUGGCUGACUAAAGUGCCUAUAACAAGAGUGGUGGAGAUGUACUCCACUGCACUGCAAGGGAAGGAGAUGGUAGCCUGAGAUGUAUCAGCAUCUGUAACCGGAACAAUUUUUGCAGUCAUCCACAAUUUACUAAGGCCAUCCUAGCGUGUGUAGCUAGCGGCAAGGCAACAGAAGGAAUGUGUACUGAAAGACUUACUUAAUUCUUUUUAUCACCUUUUUAGCCAAUUUUUCGUCAAGAACCUAACAACUGCCACCUGCACAGGCUAAGGCCAUCUUUAUUCCCACCUCUUUUCUUUACAUCUCAGUCUUCAUAGCUGAAUACAGCAAUGUGGAACUUGUGCUGUUCUUAUGACAUAGUUCUACUCUACAAGCUUGAGUAAUAUUUACAUAACAUUUCUCUGUAGACAAACCAGAAACCUGUCAUUUUAAGGAAAAGAAGGCAAAGAAUCAAGAGUGAUGCAAACUGGGAACUUUUCUAUUACAAGUAAGCGAGGAGAACCUUAACCCUUUAACUCCCAAGAUCUCAUUGGUAAUUCUCCUUACUGUCUCCCAUACAGUUCUUGUGGUGUUAGUCUGGAGAAUUUGGUAUUGAAUCAAAUUAUCAUCCCCUAAUUAAUAUUUAUUUUUUUAAUUCUCAUCACUAGUCUGCUUGAUAUUAUAUUGAUAUUGUUAGGGGAAAUUCUGUCUUGGUCACUCAUGGGAGUGAAAGGGUUCAUAGGUUUUCACUGAGUCCAACAUUGACUGUGUUAAGAAAAAUAAGGAAAACCAUGCAAACUGCUUCUAAGUAACGACACAAAGGUCGCAAUAAUUCAAGUCAACAGUUACAUUACAGGGCGUUGUUUUCUUUCGCAUUGUGAAAACAAGCUGGAAAUGAAAGAUGGCUAAUACUAGAAAGCUGACGAGUGGAAUAUUUGUUACGAAACACAGAAUAUGACACCUAGCGCACAUAAGAGUGUUUUCUUCGUGGGCUUUGAAAAGAUAGAUGUGCUAAUGAUCGUAGUCAUGUAACCUUUUCAAAAUACGCAAAUGAGACUGUGAAAAAAACACACAAAACACACAUUAUGAACCCUGCUUUUUUUUUUCAUAGAUUCAAUCAAGAUCAUUCCAUGCCUAAUCUUAUCUGGAACUACAAGGUGAGUUCUGAACAUAAAGAAGUUGUAGUUUCUGCAACCGAUUAGUUCGUUUUUCAGAAAGCUUUCUGACUGAAUUGUAAUUGUUGUUGUUUGAAAAUGUUUUUUUCAGACGAGGGAAGAACUGAGAGAAGCCUUAGAGGCGGAGAUGAGAGCAUUUGCCGUGGACAAGGUGCAGCAUCCAAUUUUUUUGUUCUUGAUCAUCUCUUGUAUGUGUCAAAUAUGUUAAAUCCAGAUACCACAGAAGUUAGAAAAGGUGAAAAGAUGAACGCAGAAUGCAGUAUAAUUUUUUCUAGGAGUGGUUGAGUAUUUAAUCUGUCGGGAGUGGUGGUCUUAGGAUCACGUGAAAGUACUCUUGUGCAUACAGCUCAAAUGUCAGCGGCUUACGAAGUGAGCAUCCUGUUUUUUAUGAACCUGUAAUAUUUGACGGUGCAUGCCUCUGAUGGUUGUACCGUUGAAACUGCAGGGAAAUUAAAACAGGAGUUUUUCGUGCGGGAAAUCUGUACCCAAUAGAUUAAUUCGCCCCGUGCUCCUGGGACACGUUGGAAUAAAGUUAGGGACACUUUGUAGAGCAUCGUAAACGUUACUACAUGAAAGUACUUCACAGUAGCUUUCAUUUGAACGGUCCCACACUUGGACACUGUUAACAGACUUAAUAGCUACAUGUAGAACCACCUUGUAAGUUAGUAGGUAAUUUAGUGUUAACAACUGGGUUGAAAACGUAAAUUAGCCACCGUAAAGAGUGAAAAAGCUGACGUUUCGAGCGUUAGCCCUUCGUCAGAGCGAUUGAAUCGUGUUUUUUGGACCUUCUUUUUUCCGUUUGUAUUGGGAGCCUCAUAACACCACCACCUUGAAGUACGUGAUAAAAAGUUCCGCAUGAAAGUAGUACUUACUCGCUUUUCCUUCAAUGGUCACACGCACUGGGAUUUUAUUCACAGACUGAAGAGUUAGAGCCACCUUGUGCCGCAUGAUAAACAUUACCCAAUGAGAGAACUCUUAAGGAAUUUUCAUUUGAUUAGUCAUCCGCCUACCCCUUGUACAGCAAUAAGGUCAUAUUUUCUAAUCUCUCAAUGACUCAGGAUCUUGGAUCAAAUCAUGUCAUCUCUUGGAAUCACCAAGAAUUUGAAGUGAGAUACGAGUGUCUUAGUGAAGAGAUAAAAAUUGGAGACUACUACCUCAGGCUGCUUCUCGAGGAAGAGGAAGGAAAAACUAUGAUUCACAAUUCGUGAGUACUACACUGAUACAUGGUUAAGUCUUUAAAGUCUAGUUACUCUUGACUGCUAGAGGUUCUCCCUGUUUCUGUAACAUAGAGUUACAAGGAGGUUUUCAGGUUACCCUGUAAGUGUUCGAGACGUUUUUCGGCUUGAAAGAUCGCCGUUACCUAGCUGUACUCUUGAUUGGAAACAGGCACUCGUAGAGUGAAGUGUUUUGCUCAAGAAUAAAACGCAGUCGCCCAGCCAGAGCGCAAAUCUGGAACUUUCAAACUAGACUCCGUUGCAGUGACAACUAAGCUACUCGCCUGCGCCUUAACAUUGUGUGUGUAUGGCACAUUGUUUGCUCUAAGCUAAAGCAUUUCCUCUUGUCCUUUUUGUUGUUUUCAGGUUGGAGUUCUUCAAUGAUCUUUACCACAGAUUUCUUCUCACUCUGAAGCCUGCCAUGAAAGCCAUGUGCUUACAAGUAAGUAACAAUCAUUCUGGUGAAAGGAACGCUUCUCGUAUAAUCGAAUAAUUUAUUAGCGUGUCUUCCUUUCUUUACCUUGUGAACUCAAAUAGCAAACCCUUACCGUGUAUCAAAAUGCAAGAGGUCAAGUUACGACUGUUUUCUUUUGUUUUUGUGGCUGAGUUUAAUUAUGAUAUGCGCACACGUGUGAGACGGCAGGAAAUUGAAGAAUAACCAGGGAAAAGAAGGUUUCGAGAUUUUUAGUUGCACUAUCUUAUCUUUGCUUCAACGAUGUGUUCCGGAAUAAAUUGUAACACAUCAGACUUGUAUGUUUAUAGUCAACUGAAAUAGCAAUGAAAAUGAAAGCUAAACCAUUGUAUAUUCGCUAAUGGGAUGACAUGAUGUUAUACUUACAAAUGUGUCUACCAAUCCCUUGUCCUUGCCUGCUUUCGUCGCGAUUUAGACUUGCUUCCGUAACUCUUUCUUUUUGAUCCCCUUUCAGAAGGUUUUUAGCGUCUUAUUUAACUUGCUAGGGUAAUCGAAUUUCGUGCCUCUUCAAGUUGAGGCAAAUAUCUUUGUAACUACGCAAAACAAUGUAAAUUAUAUGCUCGAAGUUCAGAUAAAAGUGGUUCAGACUUUGGUAAGAGUUGUCGUCUUCUUAGAUAACUACAACUAGACAAUAACAAUGCACAGUAAAGCAAAAGCAGCCCAUUAGUGAAUUACAUUUGGAGCUGAGUUGAAAAUUUAUUUAAUCGUUGUGACUAAAUUUGCUUCUCGAAAAUAAAUGUUGUGACCAUGAUUCUCGUAAAAAAGUUUUGUGACCAUGAGUAAAACCAUUUGUCCUCUUUAUUCCUUUUGUCAGGCCAUGACCAAGGUAUACAGCAAAUGCUAUGAUGAAAUUGGUGCCUUCAAUGACACACGAUACAUUGUUGGAAUGCUUGAGAAGGUAAUUUCAUUAGCUCUUUCCCUUCCAAGAGUGACAAGCACAUUAUUUGUCCAAGCCAUAUCAAUACAUUAUUCAGCAGAUAGGUCAUGCGAAUAAAGACAAAUACUCUGUCAUGAACUUACAGAUAUUUCUUUCUUUGGUAUCAGAUUCUCAGAACUAAAAUUGUAAGAAACAUCUUGGGGGGAAGGCUUAAGUGAAUAUAAAACUGUUUUCUUGGUAGCAUUCUUGCGGCAUUACGUCGACAAGUCUUUAUGAUAUUUCACACUAGUGAAAGCUUUUAAUGUUUUUGAAAGUAAUGUGCUGACGUUGGCGAAUGGUGUUUCUUUUACAGACAACAGACAGAUUGGAGAGAGAUCGCCUUAUACUCUUUUUGAAUGCACUGAUCAAAAACAAGGUAAUCUAAAUUAAGAGAGAUGAAAUAUAUCAAUUGCUGCGAGCGUGAGACUAUGAAUAAAGCCAAGUCAAAUCGCUAAAGUACACGCUGAUAGUGGAAAAAAUGAUGACUCGAACUAAAAUCUCAGCGGUUUUUUAAAGAAUUCUCAAACCAUGAAGAGUCUUUCUUCUUUAUCCAGUGUCUUUCUUACGUUGUGCUUUAUUUAACACGGUGUUUGUUUCUUGAUGCAGAAAAAUGUAAAAGAGAUGAUGGAUGUGAAUGGAAUCAGAGUUCUUGUGGAUCUUCUUACACUGGCCCAUCUUCACACGUCAAGAGCUGUAGUGCCACUGCAGGUAAUGUCACUAGAACACUGGUCGCAAAUGAUGACCCUAAAACGAGGAAGUAGCUGAGUUCGGCAGGGAACACCUCUUUUAUCACUGUGUGAAAUGUAUCGUUUUCUUGCUCAUUAAAAUAAAUUUUCCAUUUGUUUUAAAGAGUAAUCUGCUUGAGGCAUCUCCUGAAAUGAUGCAGCGUGACAGUGAAAAAGAGUGGUACUAUGGAAAUAAGGAGAAAGAGAGGCUGGGGCCAUUCAGCUUUAAAGAGGUAAGUGUUGAGGCUUCAUUCUUGAUGUAAGUAUUCAAAUAACCGAUAGACUGACUGACUGACUGAUAGGGUAAUUUAUCAACUGAGUCGAUAACGUAAAUAAAUUGGCCAGGCUAACGCUCGAAACGUCAGGUCUGAAACUCUUUACGGUGGCCGAUUUAGGUUAUCAACUCCGUUGAUAAAACUAAACGAGCCUGUUAUACUCUCCUAUCGACGCAGCACCCCCUCUGUUCAUUUCACUGACGGAUUGACUGACGAACAGACUGAUUGAUUGACUGACAGACUGACGGACCGAUUGACCGACUAACUAGCAGACUGACUGACUGAAUAAUUAACAGGCUGACAGACUGGCGGACAAACCGAUAGACUACCUGGGUAACCAGAUGUCUGCCGACUAGAUAAACCUCUGAACCUUUACUUCCUUAAAUAAUUCGUACUAACCUGUCCCUGUUAACUCGUCGGUGUCUUAAGGAAAUAUAAUGUUAUAGUUUACAUAAACACGUAUACUGUUCGCACUAAUGGACAGACGUACGGACGGAUUUACGGUCAUGACGUAAUAACAAAGUUAUGUUGGCUGUACACCACUGGGCUCUUGUAGCACCCUUGGCAUGUUAGAACGCUGCCGAUAUCUCUGUUUCUAUUUUCCCAGAUGAAGGAUAUGUCAGCUGAAGGAAUUCUCCGACCUGAAACAAAGUGCUGGGCUCAGGGUAUGGAUGGAUGGAGACCACUUCAGAGUAUUCCGCAGCUCAAGUGGUAUCUACUGGCAACAGGCAGUGCAGUAAUGAAUGAAACAGACCUGGCUGUCUUGAUCUUGAACAUGCUGAUUAAGAUUUGUGAAUUUUACCCCAACAGGUAAAAAUGAUGGUGAAACCUCAAUUCAGGGAACUUCCCUAUCACCAUAAAAAGUGUCCCUAUGAACAGAGGUGUCCCUUCUGGACAUCAGUGCCUUUUACUUGAUACAACCAAGAUAAAGCUUACAUUUUGUGAAAUAAUUCAAAGAGUACUCCAACAUGGUGUUACGGAGUUUGUUUGUAAAGUGAAAUUUCGCACUAGUGGGAAGUAAAGAUGCCAUAUCAUUCAUUUGUUCAUCUCUUUUUUUUUUUUUAUUUACCAGAGAUGUUGAUGGUGCCAUAGUGCGGCCUCUCCCAAGAGCGAAGAGAAUGUUGUCAGAAGCAACAUGUUUACCCCAUUUAGUUCAGGUAUUGUGUCUUCUACAAGGGAAAAAUACUUGACAAAUAGUCAAAGAAAGUCCAUGUUGGUAUUCGUCUGUUAACAGCCGAAAUAAAUUUUAACGUGCGGGUUAUUAGGAAAAAGUUAAGCCGUUUGUAGCAAAAUAGCGUUUCAACCAUCUUUGAUGUAGAGCGAAUGGACGAAGGACUAACGCUCGAAACGUUAGUUUAAGAAACUCUUUACAAUGGCCAAUUUACACUAUCAACUCAGUUGAUGAAACCAAAUUUCCUGGUUUGGUUCCUUUUAAGCUGGUCCAUAAAUUUAUUUUUCUUGUUACCUUCUUUCAACAGCUUUUGUUGACCUUUGAUCCUAUCAUUGUGGAAAAAGUGGCCAUUCUUCUUCUAAAUAUGAUGGUGGUAAGUAUCCUUGGUAAGGCAGCUUUUUUGAAUGGUGGCACAGUUGUUUUAAUUGUUGUUUGUGGAUGCUUCUCGCACACGACUGGUAGCUAUGCAAGGCUCACCGCCAUAACCUGACCCUUUUCAACUAAACUAUGAAUUCGCAUCAUGCAAAAAUGAAAAAUUGCGCAGUUGGUAAGGUUUGUGGAUUGACUAGCGACUAUACAGUACAACUUGAAAUCCUUUCGGUGGGUGAAUGGGAAAAGGUCACUACUUGCAGAUGAAACAAAACAACUUCCGGGUAGAAGUCGUGGAAUUCAUUCCCAGGCUCCAGCAGUGUGUGAGAAAAGCUUGUUCUACUUAUUUCGUUUCACUUAGCCAAUGGAUAAUAACAAUUAGCACAGCACAUGAGACAACAGUGAAUUGUUGGAUACAAGUUUCAAUACUUUACUUUCUGCUGCUUUAGGACAACCCCAUCCUUCCACGAUUGUACCUUACGGGAGUGUUCUUCUUUAUAAUGAUGUACACUGGAUCAAAUGUUCUUCCCAUUGGAAGGUAAUUUCUUUAUACAGCAAGCUAUCGUUAAGUUUCCAAAGGAAAGACUUUCACUGCUCUUUUGAACACUUUUUUUCCGUUCGCUACUUUAGGGAUUUUCGUUAUCAAAACGUGCAUGAAGGCCAUAGGAAAUAAAUAAGAUUGAAGCAAACCUUAAAACAUACUCACAGCUUUUCGUUAAUAACAUUACAUUUUGUGGUUAAAGUUAUUUGCAAUAAUAGUCAAUUAUUUAGAAAAAUAUUGAAUGGUAGGAUAUCAAUAUUUAUUUGCAACAAGCAGUUGCAGUUUGAUUAACUGGCGUUAAAGACUUCUUCGGUCCAAGGGCUGUUAUCUUCGAGGGGUGGCAAGGUUUUUCCGUCGGGUUUUUCUAACAGCUGGCGAAUUUCAUCGUUACCGCAACAAAAAGCUUUCGCCUUGAAGCCUCUUUUUGAAGUGUUGUAGUUUUCGCAACUUAACAGAAGAAAUAUUCCCAGAAAAAUAAACAAUUUAAGAGAGUAAAUUGUUGCAAAAUGAAACUUUGGUGAUUGUAGAUGCAUAAUCGCAACACAGGAAAGUUUCUGUAUCCAGGCAAUGUGCUUAACUUAUCAUUUUUCUUUGUUGCUUCUUAGAUUUUUGAAAGAAGUACACACUAAACAGGCCUUCAGAUCUGAAGAGGUGAGGAGGAAAACUGAAAUAUGGGAAGCUUUUUAACGGGAGAAGCCAUAUACGUAGUUCCAAUCUCGCCUUAUAAUUCAGUUUUGUUAAGCAGUUGUUAUUUUCCUGGUCCGACUCUUAGUCUCAUGAGUCAAUUAAUUCUUCUUGCAGAGUCAACAGUCAGAUUUGUUCCAGAGGAGCAUAAUCGGGCCCAUUCUCCCGGAGGCCAUGGUCUGUUAUCUGGAAAAUCAUGGUGGGUUGCAGUUUCAUGUGACUUACACUGCAAUCGAAUCAACCAAUGUCGAUUUUUGACUGGAAUAACAGCUAAAGGUUUUUAGAGAAAGAUCAAAAACGCCGAUAAUGAAUAGAGCCCAAUUCGAUUGCAUUUUGUAAAAGCAAAGUAAUCCUAAAGGCAUUGAAAUUAUUGGGAAAUAUGACGAGAAGUCAAUGAUAGCUUAAUGAGUAAAAAGGCGGGAAAAUAUUAAUAGCGAAGUCGCGGUUGGUUUAGCUUCGCAUCUGAUUGGUCGAGAAGACGGCUUAAGAUUUGUGAACCAAUCACAGAACGAAACCAGCGCCAUCCCGAAUUCCUACAACACUCCAUCGAGAAAAAUAUCAGAGAAAAAUAGUAAACGACUCCAAAAGUUUGACAAUGUGAUAAAAAUUCAAGUGUUGGGAAGGAUCAGAGACUUGUAUAAUAGUUAUCCGCGACUGAAACUGCGUCAGAUAGAUUUAUAGACGUUCUAUUGACAUUCAGGUCCUGACAAGUUUGCUGAGAUUUUCCUUGGCGAGUUCGACACACCAGAAGCCAUUUGGAACAGUGAAAUGAGGUAAGAAAGAACUUGGGUUUACUGUGCGAUGACCUCAAUCACAACUUUACUACAUUUGUUUAUGUCCGGUAAGGUUUAUGUACUGUUUAUGUCAUCUUCAAAAUUAAUUUAAAUUAAAUUUUAUUUUGACCAAUGGAAGCAAACAACCCCUGAACUUUGCCUCCCUUCCAACAUAUGGCUUCGUAGCUCAGUCGUUAGUAGUACUCGCUCAGUAUCUGUGAGUCCGUAGCGUUCAAUCAGUAGGGACCUUAAGCAGUCAGGACGGUAACGCCAAGGAAGACUUCGAUUAAGAAAUGAAUUUCUGCCUUUAGUUAGAAUUUCAAAAAUGGCUGCAUGUGUUUACCGUCUCAUACGGCGCCACACCUCAACUUCAGCAUAACGUAUAAAAGAAUCGUUGAGUUCCAAAUGGAAUUAAAAUAAUUUGCCGUCGCGGUUUCGGUUCGCAAACGACGCAAAUUGUGGUGAUUUCAUGUUGUUGUUUUGCAUAGGACGGCUAAGAAAUGUACAAAGUUUUAAAACGCGCGUGCUGAGCUGUUGUUCUACCAAUUAUAUCUUUUUUUUUUUCCAUGUUCGCGUUACCGUCGCCGUUGUGGUUUGCUUAAGGUCCCAAAUAUCUGGGAGGCGUGGGUUCGAAUCCCGUCGAUGCAUGAAUUUUUUUCAGGCUUCUUUUGUGCAAUUUCUUUGAUUGCAAGUCACCUGUAAGGAUAAAUCUCUUUUAGGCGGCUGAUGAUAGAGAAGAUUGCUACUCACUUAGCGGAUUUUUCACCAAGAUUACAAAGCAACACUAGGGCCUUGUACCAGGUAAUUUCGCAUCGUGCUUUGAAAUGAACUGUUUGCAGUCUAUGUCGGUUAUUUCCUUCCGUAACCUUCCUCAUUCUCUUUUGUGUGUUACUACAUCGUUGGAAGAUUCUUCCAUACAAAACUGUUUUAGGCUGUUGCAUUUAAUGUGAGUGUAAAAUACGUAACUGCGUUUCAAACGAAUACUUGGAAAUUAUUAUUUUUUGAUUAGUCGUCGAAACUAUGAAAAGUUGUAUCAGAAAGCCCUAAUUAAUAUAGAAAGUGAAAAACUUUCUUAACGCUUUCAAUGGCUUUAGUGCGUUUUUUUGUACCAGUGGAGACUUGAUUAACGGACAAAAAAAAAAGAUACCUGAAAAGUCAAAAUCUAUCCAGUGAGAUGAUUUAAUCCCAAGUAUAAAACAGUUUUUUGUUUGUUUGGACAAUACCUAUUGGUAGCCUUCUUCUUCUUCUGGUUGUUUACCUCAUGUCGUUUUUAUCCGCAGUAUUGCCCUAUCCCAGUCAUAUCCUAUCCUCAACUGGAGAAUGAACUGUUCUGUAAUAUCUUCUAUCUGAGGCAUCUCUGCGACACAGAAAAGUUUCCUGAUUGGCCAAUCAGAGAACCGGUAAGACUGUACUUUUCAAACCAACUUCCGAUUGGCUUUGCUUUGUAACUGGUUCAAAAGCGCUUGCGCCACCGUCUAAGCCAAUGAAACGUGUAGACGGAACAGAUUGUCACGUGGUCGCAUCUUGUUUCCGAGCUUCGCCGCUGGUCACGUUUGUUUACUUCGAGUUGUCAUAACUCAUACUGGCGCUCAGUUUUUAUAUCAUUUGCUGUUUUAUUCUCUAUGUAUCUAACUUCAAUUGUUAAAUGAUACUUGUACCUAACGUAAGAUUCUUGUCCUAUUCUGCUUUCAGUUUCUUAAAUUUGCCUUAUAUGAUGUAAACAUUGUGUGGUAAUAAUUUUCCUUCUCUAGGACAAACUGAACGUUCUCUGUUUUUCUUUUGACACUCUUGUUUUUUGUAGAUUCGGCUGCUCAAGGACAUUCUAGAAGCGUGGAAAAAGGAAGUGGAAAAGAAGCCUUCGACAUUGACGGUAGAUGAAGCAUAUGACGUUCUGAAAGUCAAAAGAGACCCUUCAGGGUAGGUACAGACACUAUGUGAAACAUAGCAUGCAGUAGCACGUGAAAGUACCGCUAAGUAACUUUCAGUGAUUGGUCACAUACUAGAGUUUCCCCUCAGGCUUAAGAGACUGGCUCGCUACAACUUGGAACUGCCUCUUACGGCAUAAUUCACGGCUUCCUUUGAAAUGCUGUUCGUAUGCUUCUAUAUGAAUGGUCACACAUUAGAGGUUUAUCCACUGACUCUAAAGUUAAAAGUACGUCUACCUUCUGCUGCAUAAUAAACAGUACCUCACGAAAGUACCACUCAGUGGCUCUACUAUGAAAGCUCACAUACCGCGGUUUUCAUACCCAGACUUAAACAUUAAAAUCGCCUAGUGAGGUGUAAGAAACAGUUCUACAUAAAAGUACUUCUUAAUGGUCAAACUAAGGGUCUGGUAACCAAUUCAGAGAUGACAGUACAGAGCUGUGAAAUGGAAACAGCCCUUGUUCUUUGUUCUUGUCCUUUGAGCUACAACCUGUCAUAUUUGACAGUGCAAUCCUUCUGAUUGUUGUUCUGUUGAAACCGCAGGGAUACCAAUACAGGAGUUUUCGUGCUAGAAUUCUUUAACCAAUAGAUACACUAGCCCCGUGCUCCUUGUACAUUUUAUCUCCUCAGUUACGAAUGUGAUGUGUUCAUAAGGCAUGAAAACAAAAUUGCUAUAUAAAGUAUCCUGUAACUGCAUAUCCCACUGCGCGUUUCGAGAUUACGCGACUUAUCAGAUCGCCAUCGUAGAUUCUAAUGCGGCCUUAUGAUUGGUCCAUGCCUCAUUUGCCGGCAUAUCAAAUUCUGCCCUCUGGUUGGUUAUGGGCUAUAGUCCUAUUACUAAAGCUACUUUAUUUUCCCUACAGACUUGUCGAUGAGGCGAAAGUUAGAAAAGCUUACUUUAAAAUGGCGCAGAGGUACCAUCCAGAUAAGAAUCCAGAAGGAAGGGUAAGACUUUACCGUGUGUAACAUAAAAAUGUCAGCUUAAAGAAAGUGGGAGUUCUUUGACCCACGUGGGUGUCAAAACGAAGAUCAUCCUUUUUUAUUUAAAAAAGAGCGAAAGAAAAAAAAAAGAAGAAAGAAAGUAGUUACGUAGCGAUGUUUUGUAUCAUCUUCAGGGCAUGAAAGAAUUAGGAUGAAAUAAAAAAAAGUAUUGAAUAAUAGUGCGCCAAUGUCGUGGAAGCCACAAUGGCCCAUCGGUUAGCGCACAGGUCUGUGGAUCGAGAGGUUUGGGUACGAAACCUGGUUUGGGGCAUUAUGUUGUGUUCCUGGGAAAAACACUUUCCUCUUACAGUGCCCCUCUUAACUUAAGAGUAUAAAUGGGUACUGAUGAAUUGUCAGGGAAAUCUGACGAAAUGGUGGGAGAAAACGUGCUAUUGAAUAGCAUCCCAUACAGGGGGGAGUGGUGAUACUCCUAGUUUGCUUUAUGCCUGAUUCUGUUAUGAGUAAGGUAGAGAAGAAGCUGAUUGGCUAAAGAUGGAGAAGAGUAACCAGGCCUCGAAGGGAAAACUCUGAUAAUAAAGCAAAUGGUUCAUUUUUUUUCAAGGGGGUAAACUUCUAACGACACUGUGGUGCCACUUUAAUGGAGGAAGAUACUUUGGUUUAUCAACAAAGUUGAUAAUUUAAGUUGGCCACCGUAUCGUUAGAAACUCUUUACGGUGGCCAAUUUACAAUUCAUACUCAGUCGAUAAAACCAAAAACCCUACACCCCAGUUUCUAUAGAAACGUACUCCCUUACUCUUUAAUUUAAGAACUCUUUACGGUGACCAAUUUACGUUAUCAACUCAGUUGAUAAAACCAAAUUAUCCAGGAGUAUUUCGUUGUUUAAUUUCCCUUGUUCUUCUGUAGGACAUCUUUGAGAAAGUGAACAAGGCUUACGAGUUCCUCUGUUCCAAAUCCUCUAAGCAAGUUCAAGGACCAGAUCCGCAUAAUAUUGUACUUAUUCUCAAGGCUCAGUCCAUUUUAUUCAAGCGACACAAAGAUGGUAGGGUUUUGAACUUAGUCACGCUCUCUGUAACUGCCUCUUUUACUUGUAGUUCCUCGCAGACUAAAGAAAACGUUAAUUUUUGUCUCGGAAAUAAGUCAAGGACAGCUAAUAUUGUUGUAAUCUCAAGAAACUACAUGCUUUGGCUCUCCAAAUCGGUGUAACUCAAGAGUGGUUUGCGACAAAAGGAGACUUUGAUUUGGCAUCCGGAGAUAUUUUUUCGUAAGGCUCUAAGUUGCACAAAAGCUUUAUUUCUUGGGGAAAAUUGGAAUCAAUCAACAGAUGGAUUAGUUAUUUAACGCAAGUAAAUAAUCUUACACCUAUUAUAUCUCAAAUUUUUCUAAGUUUAAUUUUAUUUUAAGACGCGAGUAAAAUGAGAGAUGCUAACUUUACGUCAUUCUUUCGGUUGACAUUUUGAAAGCAGCUGGUCAAAGUUGUGUAUCUAACCGGUGCCUGGCCCUCAAUAUAACCUCUGUCAGACUUAAGAAAGAGAAAAACCAAUUAGUUUACAUGAAAUUCAACUCAACUCAUAGAUUCCGUGUUGCUGUGCAUAUGUUCAGUAACAGAGAGUGUCACUGAUGUCUUCACUACAGUUUGACGUUUACUUUGACCUUUCAUCGUUCGGGACCCCGGCUUUGUUAAUGGUGACGUCAUCUAUGCGUCUUUCCUCCUAUUUGGUCAUAAGUGAGAACCAAUCAAAAAACGUGCAUAACUCAGCUUAUCAUAUAAAUUGGUUGAUUUUAUUGCAGACCUUCAGCCAUACAAAUACGCCGGCUACCCGAUGUUGAUUAAGACCAUCAGACUUGAGACUGUGGACAGCAGUUUGUUCUCAAAGUCAGCACCACUUCUUACAGCUGCCAGUGAACUGGCUUAUCACACGAUCAACUGCUCUGCGCUUAAUGCCGAGGAAUUACGUAGAGAAAGCGGAAUUGAGGUAAAAGCAGUUGUGAUAGAAGGUUAACUAGAACUUCUUUAGCCUUCUGUGCUGGUGUCCUAAUAGGAAAACAGGGACAACGAGCUUUUGAAAGCCGCCAUUUUUAUGAACGGAGAUGGGAGGAGGCGGGCUGAGAUAGCAGACCUGCUCCUUUCCCCCCCUCCCCCUCCCCCUCCCCCCCUCAACUGUUUUUUCCUUACCUAUCGGUUCCCCUCUCGGUACGAAUUUCUCUUUCUUCACCAUUCUUCCUCUGAUCGAAAAUCCGAGGUGAUGGUAAAAUGUUUCACGAAGUAAUACGGAGCGUCCGUUUGUAAAAGUACACUUUCUUUUUUUGUCAGAACUUUUCCAGAAUGAGUUAUCAAAAUAUUAGAGAUUCCUCAAAAUUGUCCAAAUGAGUUAUCAAAACAUUAGAGAUUCCUCAAAAUUUCCCAUCAUGAGUAAGUUGAUUACUUAUUAUGAAAAAUCUUUUUUUGCCCGACUUAACGCCUUUUCAUGUCCUCUAUCUUUGACUUAUUCAGCUGGGCAAAGUCUUUCACUUGUAAAGAGAAAAAACAUAAUUACCUGUGUUAGUUGCCUUGUGAGUAUAUUUUUGUAAGCGUUAGGUGAAAAAAGUCUCGUUGUAGUAGAUUCUAAAUGCUCUUUCAGAUAACUAACAUUUGCUUGUAUUUAAUUUGUUUUUUUACCAGGCACUUCAAGAGGCUUAUGACCGUUGCUUACUGGCUAUUACUGGCAUGACUGAACCGAACGCCAUUCCAGUCCAAGUAAGUUAUUUUACAAUACAUGUCGUUUCCUCCGCAGUAGGAAAACAUUUUUCUCAGUCUUCGACCCUUUGACUCCUAAGAGUAUCCAAUAUCUAAUUUCUCCUUACAAGAUCACCUUCGAAUCAUACAUAAAGGUCACGAGAAUAUAGAAAAUGAUCACCAACUAAAGUAGCUCUUGAUUGUUAAACAAAUUCUCCUUGUCAGCAUUGUAGGAAAUGUACAGAGAACAGUAUGGAGAAUAUGCAUACUGAUGUUAGGUUGUAACAAGUGUCGUAGUAGAUUGUACGAAAACCCAUCUUUUAAACGACUUUGUAGAAACCCUUUCUUGUUUGCGUUAAACUAAUUUUCAUUGCUAAUUAGAAAGUUAGCUACUGCUGUGCGUUAUUUUGUAAAGUAAGGAUAAGAUGUCACCCUUUGUUGUUUUAUUUUCUUGUUUAGGUUUGCACUCACAUCACGAGGUGCUACACAGUGGCAGCCCAGUUUGAAGAGUGCCGAGAGAAGAUCACUGAGAUGCCAGAUGUUAUUAAAGAUCUUUGUCGCGUCCUUUAUUACAGGGUAUGAAAAAAUGCUGCGUUCAAAGAUCGUGGCUCGUUGUCUGUAGUAGCGUGUACUUUAUAGUGAAUUGCUUAUCAAGUAGGGUGCUUUUUCAUGGAGUGGUUUUAAACCAAAAUCAAAGUAAUCACAACCAAUCAGGCAAAAGUAAAAUGUCUUUCAGAGUCAAAGAAAUUCAAAGUAAAAUCGAUCAAUUUUGCCAAAGUGCAGGAAAACACAAGCGACCAAGUCGUGGUUGGUUUUAGUUUUGCAUCUGAAUAAUUGAGAAAGUGGCGCGAAUUUUCUGGGCCAAUCACAGAACGAAUUUAUGCGAAAGCAAAGCAAUCCCGGGUUCUUAUCAACACUCAAUUCAAAAUUAUCCCAUGACAUGAUUCAGCUUUGUUAAACCACCGUAGAAAAUUUUAAAAGCUGAUCUUUCGAGCGUAAGCGCUUCGUCGUAAAGCAAAAACAAAGUAAUCACGACACCCAAUCAUAUCAAAGGUUUACGUCAUCUAAGCUAAUGAGGACUUAAAGUAAAAACAGGCACACUACCAAAGGCGCGAGAAAACGCGGACGACCUAGUCACAAGCGGUUUUCGUUUGGCGUCUGAUUGGAUUAGAGAAUGGCAUGAGUUUUGUAUACUUAUCACAAGCCGAAGUGAAGGAAAAUCAAAGCAAUCCCGGAAUACUUUCAACACUCAAUUGAAGACUACUCUAAACUUGAUAUCCAACUUAUAGUAAAAGCUUUUUUCUUGAGGCGAAUUUGAUGUGGGUGUUUUGACCAAAAGUGAUAGGGUAUUUUGAUAUUUCACUUCGACUAAGAGCUGUCAUCUUUUCUUUUAGAAUCUUCCAGCGCUCAAUUCUGUAGCAGCAGAAUGUGUCAGUGCUUUCUCUGUGGAUUUCUGGCUUCAAACCCAACUAUUACAGGUGAAAAACAAAAUAUGAGAGAUGUGAAAGGGAUGCGCAUGGAGCAGUUCAAAACCGCGGCUAUAAAAAUAUUUUAACGUCUUUGUUAUCCUGUUAUGUUGCUGUCAAACUUUUUUUUGUAUGUGUUUCUUGUGCUUAGCGCCUUAGUUGAUUAAAUUUUGUGGAGUUUCGUGUACCUGACCUGUGGUUUCUCGUUGUAGGCUGGUGUACUGUGGCAUCUACUCUUGUUCGUGUUCAGUUACGAUUACACACUGGAUGAAAGUGGAGUGGAGAAAAGUGCAGAAACGAACCAGCAGGUUUGGAGAGCAGAUAAACGCGUUCUGUAAUGGCCUUUAUUCAAAAAUCAACGAAUAAUUGAAUGAUUGAACGAAGGAUUGUUCAAUUAAAAGUGCAAACGAGAAAGCAGAGGGAUAGAUGGACGCAUAUUCGCACGCACACAGGCUCGUAUACUCGCUCGCACGCACGCACGAUAUCGUAGAACGAAGAAGCAAUCUUUUGAGUCUAUGCCGACGAACGAACAACACGAUCAUUUUCAUUUCUUUGUUUACAGGAAACUCUGAACAGUCUUGCUCGUCUGAGCAUUGAUGCUCUGGCUCGACUGGGAGGAUAUUUGAGUAAGUAAAACAUUCUUCCUCGUUCAGCUAGUUUCUUUCUUUAACAAUACACUGCUUUGCGAAAAAAAAAAAGCAGAGAUGAUCAUUGAGUCACUGUACCAGAGGGGAGAUCCCUCAUGUAGAUGUUUUAAAGGUCAUAGUGGAGUUUCCACUCUUCGCUGUCCUACACGGAAAGCUUUCUUUUUUCUUUUACUUUUUUUUUCUUUUCUUUAUUUUCAUCCUCUUUUACGCAGAGAUUAAAGUAAGCGAUUCUCCAAGCAGCGUCUGGCAAAUGCAUAAUUUUAUUUUCUCUGUUCACUCGCAUUCCCUUUUUCUUUAUUUUUAUCUUUUUUUAUUUCUAGUAAACUGCGUGAGAAAGCAGUUCGUAUCGAAUGAGAAAUCAAACAACGAAGUAAACCUUAUCUGUUGUAUUCUAUAUUUUUCAGCUGACGAAAAUAAAACCCCUGAGAAUCCAGCCAUACGAAAGUCUUUGUCCAGUAUGUUCACACCGUAUAUCGCCAAACAACUCAGCAAUGAUAAUCCAAAGGAGGUUAGUAAUUUAAUUCUUUCCUCUUAUCUGCGAUCAGACGUUCUUAGGCACUUCCCCGAGAAAAGGAAGGUGCGAUCAAAGGUUAACCUCUCCCAGGCUGGCGACAAACUAGACCAUGUUAUUCCUCAAAUGCAGCUAAUUUGAUCCGCAUCUGAUUUACGAAUUUGGCCAUUGAUUAAAGCAGGCUCACCUGACGAUUCUGCAAAGACCUGAUCGAGGGCAUUUUCCACCACGAAAACAUCGUCAUUAAUGAGCGUCAAAAAUCGAAGUGACGGGCACUCUUGGCUAUACUCGCCAUAUUUCGCCGGUCCUAGCGUCAUCGUUACCUCCAACAUACCAGGCGAUUGUCGCUGAUCGCUGCGCUAUAAGAGUCUGUUACGAAUACAAAGUUCAACUGUGCUACAUUCUUUAUAUCAUCCCCUCUCACCGAACACGCUUGCUGUGAAUUACAGGUGUAAAACUCCAAAUUGUGUGUAAGUAGUAAAGUUGAAUUUUUUAUUGUCUUUUUGUUUGUUUUGUUUUUGCAUAGAUCUUAAAGUUGCUGAACAGUAAUACGGAAAAUCCUUAUCUCAUUUGGGAUAAUGCUACACGUGCAGAACUGACCGAGUUUCUCGAAGCCCAACAACUACGAAAGAUCAAGACGGUAACUGACUGAUUAAACAUCGUAAAAGAAACUUGAAGAUUUGUGCCAAGUACAGCUAUCGCUAUUAAGCUGUAUGAGUUUCAUGGAAUACUUUCUGCUUGUCGUAAAAUUGUCAAAAGUUAGAGGAAUACUUCUAUAAAGAUUCACUUAAAUCGAAAGAGGCUACAUCGCCGUUGGGUUAAUUUGAAAAAAAGUAGCCUAAAUUUGUCAAGUGCGUUUUUUUUAGUCCAUUUCGAUUCUUUCCAUCCUUAACCUCGUUCCCAGAGUCCUCCCUCUUCCUCCCACGAGAGAAGAGGGUGGACCUUGGGAAUGAGUUUACUCUAUCCUUAGCCAUCCUUGUACGUUUUUGGUUUAUUUGUGCCUAUUUCAUGUUUGUCUACACAAACUACUACUGAUCUUGAGGUUGAAUUAUGAAAAGGCGAUUCUCUAUCACGCUAACAUGACGCAAAACACAAUGACGUAUCUUCGCCAAGAUUUUCAAGCUCGUAGUUUGCAAUUCGUGUCAAUAUCCUCCAUCCUUUGGCAUCCUUAUUGGCUGAUACUGACGUUUUGUACCUUAGCAAAUCAAGUCAUUCUUUUUUUCGCUGAGCGUUUAUAGGUUUAGUUAUAUUUGAAAGCCAUUUUUCUGCAUCAUGACAAUCACUCGAAAACAUGCCAAGCUGGAGACACACCUGACGAUUUUCGCCGAUCGCCGCAAUUGGCGUAUGAAAUCGCCUGGUGUGUCAUCGGCUUCACAUAUCUACUGUAGACAUGAUAUUGUGUCUCAUCUCAACCUUUUUUUUUUUGUUUUGUUUUUUAAGGGCGACUGUGAUACUUCGUUUGGGGCACGCUUCACCUUCUCAGUUUUCAGUGAAGAACUUAUUGUUGGCGAAAUCUUUGUUCGUAUUUACAACGAGCAGCCUCUGUUUCCACUUGAGGUACGCUUCACACCCCAGAGAGUGUCCACUCAGCCUUUUAACUCCCAAUAUCCCGUUAGUAAUUCUUCCCACUGACUGCCAUCCAUUCCCACGUAAUAUAGUCAGAAGAGUUUAGUUUUACAUCAAGGGGACACCAUCUGGCUGAUAAGCUUUUCUGUUCUCGUAACCCGUUUGUAAGAUAACAUAUUGGAAUGGCAAUGAGAAGUUGCAUGUUAAUCACCUCUAUGCAGGGUUGCGUCGCGUUGAAUAUGGUUCUUAAAGGCCACAUGUAAAUGCCGCUUGGUGUAAAAGUUCAGUUUCCUCGUAUUCUAGCUCUUCAUGAUAAAGGUUUUACGGUAGGAACUCAAUGGCUACUAAAAAUUUAAGAAUUUAACCUGUGUUUUGUUUUGUUUUGUUCGUUCGUUAAUUUUUUUUCUUCUGUGUUGCCUUUAGGCUCCAUUAAAAUUCGCAGCAGAUCUGAUCGACUUUCUUGGUUCGGAAGCACAGGUAGGGAAACAGCAGAGGAAGAAAAAGUUUCUAUGCAUGAUAUCAGAUUAUGAAUCGAAGUUACAGCUAAAACCAAAUAGUAUUUUGUGUUCUCUCUUUAUUUCAAUGGUUGAGCUUUGUAAAAAUAGGUACAGCUUCCUGUUGGCAAAGGGUAGAGGCGUGUUAAGAUUGAUACCAAAUUUUCAAUGGUUACGUGGUGUGAGAAAAGGACCAUGGUAAAGGUGAUAUGGCCUGGGGUAUAUCCUGUCUGAUUUGGUAUCUUUUUCUAAAGAAGUCGGAGGGGGAAAAUUGAUUAGAAUGUCGAUACCGACGAUGCUUUUUUUCUGUAAAUAGAAAAUAAGUUCUUUUCUAUUGGCUGGUUAUUCAAACGAUGUCCAACUUAGGUCGUGGUUGGGAACAGUAAAUGGACCUCAAUAGUUGUUAAUGAGUGGGUUGUUUGGAGUGUAAUCAUGUAAAUGUUUAUCUAACGGUCGACAUUGUUUCCAAAAAUCAAUCUUUAGUGAAAAGUUUAGAUAAAUUAGAGAUGGUUUGGAUUGAGGUUUUGCCACUGAAAAAACAAACAUUGGGUAUACCACUUGCCCCAAAUGUGUUUAAAUUUUAUUUCAUUCAAAAUGCCCUAGUUAUUACUUUUUCUAAUUAACUCUUUUCUUUUUUCAUCUCAGUACCUUCAUUCAGUUAUGGCGUUGACGGCUUCGGAACUGGAUCUCAAGAAGAACCAAAAAAGACUGGACGCUAGUGUUAUGGCCCUGGAGGCACUACGAAACGUUAUCAAGAAUAACGCAGGUAUAACAGGAGAAAGCGUUACUUGGACGUCACGCAAUCGCUCUUAGAUGCAAAAAAACGAGUAAUACGAUUGAAUAUGUGACCUGGGUGUGCGUAUAACUCAGCGACGCUUGCGUGACUAGUUAAAAGUGACGGUUGCGAUGUAAAAUUUUAAUGCCUUUAGUUCGCAACUUCGUAUUUCUUUCUACAGGCACCGAAGCUCAAUGCAUAGGACAUUUUAGGCUGAUUUUCUCAUUACUUCGAAUGACUAAAGCAACAAAACUCCAGAAGUUUGCUCUUGAGGUAAGGCUGUAAAUACUAUGUAUCUACCCUGAAUGUGUACAACAUUCGCAUGUUAAUAUCGAGCGCUAUACACGGUGUAAGUGUAUUGUUUAUCAACCAUUUUCAUUGCCGAUGUCAAGUUCUCAUUAUUUACACAUUUUGGUAGUUCCAGUCAUACUACCGUUGUAGCUUUGAGAAUCAUUGGGAAAUUCAGACAGUUUUUCUUAAGGGAUGAAUUUCUAUGGUCUCUCCAGUUUAGAGAAAAUUAAGUUUUUAUUUUUUUGUUUUCGUAUAGGUCAUUUCGUGCACAACAGCCAACAAGAACUGUGUUUCCAGUAUUGCUGAUUCUGACAUUCUUGGCUUCUUAUUCCUUACGCUCCACACGCUUCCUUCAGGUUAUUAGUAUCAUAAUUAUUAGUAUCAUAAAUAUUCUAAUAUAGAAUAUCAUUCUUACUCUCUUUUCUCUGCGCUAUACGAAACAAAUUUUUUAUCGAAGGACAACAUCGACAUUACAGCACCGUUACUGUUGAGAGUAACUGAAAGAACGAUAAUAAAUCAGGAUGGAGAAGUUCAAAGCAAUUCUCAAAUAAGUGUCGAAAAUAAUCUGGGAUUGCAUUGGUUUCGCUUUACCCCUCUGUGAUUGGUCUAGUAAAAACUCGCACCAUUCUCUCAACCAAUCAGAUUCAAAUCGGAAAAUAGUUACGACUUGGUUGCCCGUGUUUUCCCGCGCAUUAGGCAGUUUGCUCGUUUUUACUUUGGGUUCUCAUUGGCUCGAUAGGGUAUUUUCCUUUCUUCUCAUUGGCCGUCGUGAUAAAUUUGGUUUUGUUUUUUACGACACAUAAUCAAAAAGCGCAAUUAUUGGAAGACACGUCUAUAACAAAGUUAAGAAAUAGUAACCAUGUCCUAUUUGGACUAUCUUGGACAAGUUUUAACUCACAGGGAGUAGUCUGAGCACUUUUAAAGAUCUUCGUUGCGGCUAGUUCAUCUCCAAAAGUUCAGUCAUUUUGCGUCAAGUUUAUCACUUGAAAUCCGCGUCAAUCUUUUCAAUCCUUUGCAAUCCUCGUUCGUUCUCGGGUCAUUAUUUUCUUUUAAGUGUUUUUCUGUCUUCCCUUACGUUCAAAUUUUGCACUUCGCUAGAAAGGACUCAAAUUUUCCGUGGUAUGACACCUAUACUAAGAAGUUAGAAUGAAGCUGUAGGUGUCUAAAAAUGUCUUCAUAUGCGCCAGAGUCUGGAACAAUUACCAUCAAAACAAUUCUCAUCGAUUUGCUUAUUUUUUUCUUUUAUUGUUGUUGUUGUUGUUGUUGUUGUCCUCAUUUAGAUCGGUUGUUGACUGUUGAUACCAUGCAUGCACUUUGCUCCAACACGAAGAUUGUCAAGGAGACAAUGCACAAAGGUAAGAAGAAUUUCCACGCUCCAAACUGCGACCGUUUUGGUUUGGUGACGAGUGAAAAGAAGACAGCGGAAGCAGUCGCCAAAAAUUGCCUCUUUUUCCACGAUUGUCCAAAUAUUAAAACUUCAAAUUUUGGGUAAAUCUCUAAAACCGAUUGCCAGUCACAAAGUUCAUUAUAAAACCAAGGGCUUUGCUGAGCAGAAGAAAAUGUCUUAAUUUUUUUCCUGUCAAAAAUUGUUUUGACCACUUCGUGAUUCUGAAUCAAAACAAAUGAAGAGGGUAAAUUUCUGCAGAAACUGUGGUACUGCGUCGGAAGGGGAGUAUAACUAGAGAAUUUGGUUUUAUCCACUUAGUUGAUGAGUCAACUAGCCAUUGUAGAGAGUUUCUGAAGGUGAUGUGUCGAGCGUCAGCCCUCCGUCAGAGAAAAUAGAAUGAAUUCGGAUAGAAUCCUAUUCGCUCUUUCGAAGUGUUGGUGGCCAGUUUAGAUUAUCAACUCAGUUGAUAAAACCAAAUUGCCUUGGAAACUGUUGAGCUUGGAAGUCUGAGGUUAGAUAUGGCUUCGUGGAUGGGGAAGUCAUGACCCCUUCAUGCUUUGUAUGUUACAAACUUUAACCAUUUAUUUCUCUCUUAGGUGGUCUUAUCUAUCUUCUUGACCUGUAUACUAAUGGUACAAACCCAGUGGUGCGGGAAAGGUCAGCGGAGUUGUUUGCGAAGAUGAUGUCGGACAAGCUAAUUGGACCAAAAGUCAAGAUCGUGUUGUCCAAAUUCCUGCCCGCCAUCUUUAUGGACGCCAUGAGAGAUAGCGCACAAGCCAGUGUGCACAUGUUUGAAGGUAAGAAAUUACUUGUAGUCCCUAUACAGAGCAGAUGCGCUCUCGCCACACCCUCAUAUUGCGAUCAGUCAUUUUUUAACUGCUCCUCAUACGGUUAUCUCGCCCCUCGUGCAAAGAACGUAAACAAACUGUACUGCAGGGCUAAGUAACGAACUCCAUCAUUCUCUUUGUGUUUGUCUGUUUGUUGUUCAGCAAAUCAGGAGAAUCCGGAGUUGAUAUGGAAUACAGAAGCCAGAGAGAAAGUCUGUUCGGUGGUGAAAGAGCUGAAAGACAGGUAAACCUAACUGAGUUUUAUUCUCGAACCUUAAUGAACCUUAAUGAACCUUACAUCGCAUAUUCCUUAGACAUGCAUUAACAAGAACAACAGAAACAACCUUCUUUAUUCGUAUGAAACUGUUUUUCUGGAAGACAGGACAAUGUGCUUUAAAAGCGACAUACUCAAAACAAAGGCAGUUCUAAGCUGUCAUUCCUUUGUACAUGGAAACUGAAGAGACAAGCCAGUCGGGUUCCCCCGUUUAAAAAUGAAUGUGAUGAUUAUUAAGGUGACAUUCUGAAAAGCAGACCCAUUUCCUAUCCACCUUGGUCGGAAGUCACUGGAAGUAAGUUGCUCAGUCCAACUUUCCAAACAUGAUUCGGAGAAAAGAUUGCGUGACAAGGCUUUAACUCAGCCUUGACAUAUAGCUUUAGUGCCAUGUUGAUUGCGUUACUUUUCGUCUUGCAGACAUUAUCAGGAGCAGAAAGACAAUCCCGACAUCCAGUGGAAGGUGAGUAUUGAGCCAACCUUCGUUUUACAUUUAAUCACUGGUAUGUAGAAAUUCUAGAAAGUUUGUUCCGCUUCAGAAUUUUACAUAUUUUCUCUUUCCUUCUACUUUAGCUUCCUGACAACUUCGAAGUGAUGUUUGACGAAGCUGCUGGAGAAUUAAUCGUGGGUGGAAUUUACCUCAGAUUGUUCAUACAGCAACCGGCUUGGGUAAGUAGUUUGAAUCACGUUCGGUUUUGUUGACAUGAAAGUCAUUUUUGGGCAAAUUACUUUUAAAGGAAGCCGAACUGUGGUUGGUUUACAGUAAUCUGACGGGUGAAAUUCGUUGAAACUCCCUCUGAAUUGUAGUUGGCAGAACUCAUGAAUUAGAAAAAUUAGAAAAAAAAUUUAGAAGUUUAAAAUUGCAGUGAAGUGGCAUCUAACGUCCAAAUCACAAUGUAUUGUAUUUUACGUUAAGAAAGGGUCUUUCUUUCGUUUAGCUCGAUGGUGAGUACAUUUUCACUUUUACCUCAGGUUCUGCGGAAGCCAAAAGAAUUCCUUGUUGCUCUUCUACAGAAGUUUAUUGAACUACUCUCAAAGUCUUCUCAUGUAAGUGUUUCCUGUACCUUCAAAUUUAUUUUUAACCUCUUCUCUGAUGUGAUUCAUCUAUCUUUUUUUGUUUUUCGUACCAUUAUUGUCUUUGGUGUGAACCUGUCUGACCACUUGUGCAUGUAUCUUGUUUAACUUGUCUGACUGGUUGAAUCUUACUUAACCUGUUUCAGGGUGAGACUCUGGAGACUGUUACCCAGGCCGCUCUAUGUCUUUUCACUGCGCAACCACAACUUGGAGACCAGGUAUUUCUUAAAAGACUGACAGAAAAGAUAACAAUCUAGAUCUGGGAUCUUUUCGAUGUUUAGAUCUAUAAAUUCGCACCAUACCCCUGUUUUGUUGAUAUGUUCGAUAUCUAGACAUCCACCGUUAUGGAUUUGCUUUUCAACAUGGCAACUUUACGAUUAGUCUGAAAAAAAUGCGAAAACUGUGAGCGAGUGUAAAGAAGUAGUGUUAUCUUUAGGUUCCAGGUCUCGGCCACAUUCCUAAUUUAGUCAAGGGUAUGAGCUCCAGUAAUGAUGCAGUCAUCAAGUCCGCUGUACAAGUGGUUCAUUUACUCUCAGCUAAUGAGGUGAGGCGGGUUGUCAAGGGUGAAAUAUCAUUUCCCUAAAAAAUCACGAUUAGGUACUGCAAAAUCGUACCAGUAAGUUCACGUGAAUCCUGGGAGGAUGGCAGGUAGCUGAAACUGGAUUUGGCAAUCGUCAGUAAAGCAAUUUUAUUUCGUACAUCCGUUUGCUAACGCGAUUGUUUUUUUGAAGUUAACUUUGUAUUUGCAUAGAAGAAAAAUUCAGAAAGUGUAUUACCGUAUGUAUUCGAUUAAACGCCGCCGUCGAAUAGACGCCGUCCUCGAAUAAACGCCGCAUUUUAAAGCGGAAAUAUUAAUAGACGCUGCAUAAUCAUGCGGUGUUUAAUCGAAUAAUAGACUCAAAAAGCACACUGCGAUCAUUGCUUCGAUCACAGUUGGAAAUUUUGAGUGAAACAGACACAAAUCCUUUUGAAUGUUCUGAUGUCGGGAAAGCAUAUUCGACGUAGUAUCUUUAUUCAGUUUACGUAUUGCAGUCGUAUUAACAUGCAAAUUGUGAAAUUGAGAACAAUAUAAAAAAUAACUUUCAAGACAAAAGCUGAAACACGUUUCUGUUUUUUUAAUUAAAAUGGUCAGUUACCCUUCUAUUGUUUGGAUUAUAAAUAAACGCCGCACUCGAAUCACGUAAAAUUUCAUAAACGUCCCCGCGUUUAAUCGAAUAAAUACAGUAAGCAACAGAUAUCAUUGCAAUAGCUGAACUCUAUGAUUAAGAAUCUCAUUUAAACUACAAUUUUACACAAAGUUUGUGGAUACCCUGCAAGAUAAGUUUCACCUCCCCCUUUCCUCCUACCGGCGGUGAAUGCCACCAGAAUUCAAACUUCAGUGGCAUAGAAAUCUAAUUCGCGUUGUGCGACCAAGUGUGUGGAAUAUAACAGAACAUUUCAAUUACCGUGUGGAUACUGUUCAACUUUGAGGGGAUGUUCAUCGCAAAAUCCUUGCAGAUGAAAAAUUUCGCCCUGUUAUAGAAGAUCCUGAGAUUUCGUAAGGGGGGGAGGAGCUUGUUAGAUUAGCUGGGGUUAUUAGAGAGAUCUACGUAGAAGUAUUGUAACCACAAAGUGUUAAGCCGAGAACUAUGGGUAGGAAUAAUGGAUUGCAAAAAAAUUCUCCAAUUGCAGAUUUGUGUUCGAAGCAUGGCCCAGGUGACUGAUUGCAUCAGUCACGUGAUCAAAGGAAUGGACGCGAGACCAGAUGUAGUGGGUUUGGCUUGUGAAGCGCUUCACAGAAUGUUCGAAAAGAAUCACACAGAGCUUGUUGCGCAGGUAACGAAACUGAGAAAUAACUUCCAUGUCGCACAAGAGGUGUUAUGACAUACUGUGUAGAUCUGAAUUCAAAAUCAGUGGAUUAAACUCCAAUCUCAUUCCGAGGCUCAUCUCUCUUCUUUCCUCGAGCAGGAACCCUGGUUAUGACUAUUUACGUGCCUAUAAAGACCAAAGAACGCUGUUGAGAGGGUGGGUCCUAUCAGCGGAAGGGACCAAGCGCGAUUGCUUUUUAAACUGUUUCCCCCAACUCUUAUUUUAAUUACGGAUGAAAAUUUUACGAAGGAGCGCCUCCUUCGAUUUGGAUUUUUUGUUAUCCCGCAAAUUCUGGGACACACGUGACCAGCAGCAAUUAAAAUCCUCUCUCUUCCGCGAGAAAGAGAAGAGGAUUUUGGGAAAGAGGUUAGAUUUGACUCUAGUGGUUGACCAUUGACAAGAAAGCUUCUGUAGAGUACUUUCAAGUGGCCCUGUUUAUCAUGCAGUGCAAAGGGGCUAAAAUGUUACAUUUGUGGCCAAAACUCUAGUGUGCAACCAUUUAAAUUAAAGCCACUAAGACGUGCUUCCAUGUGGUACUGAUUAUUAACUCUCUACACCUUAACAUCAGUAUGCAUAUUCUCCUUACUUUCCUUCAUACGUUUCAUAAGCUGCUAACAAGGAGAAUUUGUUUUAUUCAAUUAACAACCAACAGUUUUAGCUGGUGAUCAUUUCCUUUAUUCUCAUGACCUUCAUGUUUGACUCAUGGGUGAUAUUAUAAGGAGAUAUUAGAUGCUAAUCACUCGUAGGGUUUAAAUGGUUAAGCUAUUUAAGCUGUUUUUGCUUUAUAUGUAGUCCUGGGGUGAAACCCCAUGUGACCAUUAAAACGAAAGCUCCAGAGCAGCGCUUUCUCUGAGUGAAAUCAUGGUAUGCGGCAUCGAAUGAAGGCUUUAAGGGGAGUAUCUCUCUCUGCCUGAGAAUAAAACUAAUUUGUUUCCCUUGUUUGUGGACUCUAUUUUCCUGUUUAGGCGCUCAAAUUUGAGUUAGUCCAGUAUCUUUUAAACCUUCUGAACGGAGCGCUCAAAACUGUAGAGAAUCCUGCAGCCACCAAAGCUCAAAUUGUCAAGGCUCUGAAGGCGAUGAUACGUGACUUGACCCACGGCGAGGAGGUAAUAUCCGAUAAGAAAAUCUUUCUUUUUGUAGGGUGAAUUUUUUUUAUUACAAAACCAGUUAAUGUUACUGUGUUAUUCGUGAUAACUUAGUAGUGUCAGGUGAGUUAGAACUAUGUCUGAGAAAUGCCAAAUACUGCUUUGCUAUUGGAGAAAGAAGAGGCUGUGUAGGGAUUAGCGAAUUCAUUGUUUCAGUUAAAGUUUGAUUUUAUUCUUCUUUUUUUUUUUUGUCCUAUUACAGAUCAACAAGAUUCUGGAAGCUUCCACAGUGUGGGCCUCGUACAGAGACCAGAAACACGAUCUCUUCAUAUCGGACAAACCUGUGGCUGGCUACCUGACAGGGGGCGCUGGAGUUGCUGGCUACCUGACAAUGGGCUCUGGCAAUGCGAGCACCAUGUCCAGCGUGCCCCCACCUGUGGACCGAGUGGAGAAUGGUAGCUGAUGUCACGUGACAUUGGAUGGUGCCAGUCAAUAGUUAAUUAGGCAGGCUGUGUUUACUCGAGCGUGACAGAGGAUACUUUGUACUUCCUACAUCACCAAAACCAUUACAAAUGUCAAAGUUUUUUCAUAAAUUAUUUAUUAUAUUAAUUUUUGUUCAUGUUGCGAAUUCUUAUCCAGAUGAUUUACAAACUUUUUCCGAAUGGAAGGCUGUUCGCAGUUUUCGUAACUGAUACAUUCAGCUAGCGGAUUUGACAAAAUUUUGCAACAGAGUUUCGUCCAAGGAAUCAUGUGUUUACUGCGUUUUUCAGCGGUUAGCACAACUGAAUUUUUUUUCUUUUUCAUAUGUAAACCUUCGCCGCAAUUCUGGAAAUUCUCUUCCUUUUUAACUUUCAAAUAUACUUGUAAUUAUAUUUUAGGCAACUCGCUAUAGAAUUCCCGUAAAUCUUCUCUACUUUGGUGAUUGUAUGAAGGGCUAAAGGACACAUUGCGUGACUCACGGUAUGAAACUUUGGUGCGUCACGCCGCAUUCUGGCACGCUCAUUCGAACACAGCCUUUUGUUAAGAAUUGACGCAAAUAUUCUUUAGUGAUAAACAUUGCAAUUCUGCACAAAUCCAAUCGGGUUUGUCGAAGCCAGUUUCCAAAUUUAGAUUCAUUCGAAAAAUCCAUGUUUCGUGAUAUUUUAUUUUAACUGAAAAUGUCGCAAAGAAAGCUUAAAAACAUAAUAUUCAAGUCGAAGUAGAUCAUCUGUGGCGUCGAUUUGCGUUUCAUGUUGUUGAAAUAUUUACGGGUAGCCAGAAAUUAGUACAAAUUAAGAAACAAGUAAUUUAUUUUAAUUUUCACAGAAAAUAAGUGGUUAUAGUUCUCUCUCAUUUGGUAAAGUCACGAAACAAGGUCACGUUUAGCUCAUUAACCCACAGGAUCGUUUAAAAAUUCCC